AAGCUGCAUGUCCCUGGCCCCUGGCAGGAAAUGGGCUGUUGAGGAAGAAGACGCUGGUCCCAGGGCCACCAGGUUCGAGCCACCCAGUCAAGGGCCAGGUGGUCACCGUGCAUCUGCAGACGUCGCUGGAGAACGGCACGCGGGUGCAGGAGGAGCCGGAGCUGGUGUUCACCCUGGGUGACUGCGACGUCAUCCAGGCCCUGGAUCUCAGUGUCCCACUCAUGGAUGUGGGGGAGACGGCCAUGGUUACUGCUGACUCCAAGUACUGCUACGGCCCACAAGGCAGCAGGAGCCCAUACAUCCCCCUGCACGCGGCCCUGUGCCUGGAGGUGACCCUGAAGACAGCUGUGGAUGGGCCUGACCUGGAGUUGCUAACGGGGCAGGAGCGCGUGGCCCUGGCCAACCGGAAGCGGGAGUGCGGCAACGCCCACUACCAGCGGGCAGACUUCGUCCUGGCCGCCAACUCCUACAAUUGUGCCUGCUACAUCACCCUACUUCUCUAUGCCUCAGUUUCCCCUCUGCAAAAUGAGUCUGUUGUGCCCAGAGAGGAGACUCCCCGCUCCUGCUAGUUCAGCCAC
Messenger RNA from Callithrix jacchus (white-tufted-ear marmoset), 578 nucleotides. RefSeq names its product peptidyl-prolyl cis-trans isomerase FKBP8-like. Lineage: Eukaryota; Metazoa; Chordata; Mammalia; Primates; Cebidae. The record is from RefSeq and is a predicted model, not a curated record. Gene Ontology annotation, cellular component: cytosol; mitochondrial envelope; endomembrane system. Gene Ontology annotation, molecular function: protein folding chaperone; peptidyl-prolyl cis-trans isomerase activity. Gene Ontology annotation, biological process: negative regulation of apoptotic process; protein folding.